CACACUCCGUAUGCGCUUACCUUCCCACCUUAUCUCCAAUCUUUCACUCUGCUCUUGCUCACGAAGCUGUGAAAACCAGCAAUGUCGAACGAGGAAGAGACCCAAUUGGAACUCAAUAAACCAGAAGAUGAAUCCGAAUCCGAGUCCGAGUCAACCCCUUUGGAAUCCUCCUCUUCCGACUCGGACUCCGACUCUGACGACGAACCACUAUCUUACACCCGGCCCGGAGGCACCGCCCAAGAAACGGGACCCGACGACUCGGAUUCCGAAAACACGGCCGAGUCCAACAUCCGCCGCUUCACCAAGGUGCUCAACUCCAAGCGCCUUCGUAAAGAACGGGAAGCGGAAGAAGAAGACUACGUCUAUCACGAGGACCUAUUUAAUUUCCCGAAGGACCCGGAGAACUGGAGGGAGGAGGACUUGAAGGAGCUCUGGGGAGAUGCUCCAAUUGCGAUGACCAAACCUGGGUGGGACCCGAAUUGGGUUGACGAAGAGGAGGUGGAUAUUAUCAGUGAAGAGAUUAAGGCUGGACGUGACCCGCCCAUUGCCCCAUUUUAUGUACCGUACCGGAAGUGUUUUCCAGUGAUUCCGGAUAAUCAUUAUGAUAUUUCCAACCCCAAGGCGGUGAUUGAGGAGCUGGAUAGGAUUGAGGAGUUCUUGAAAUGGGUUAGCUACAUUUUCGCAGAUGGUAGCUCGUAUGAAGGCACUGUUUGGGAUGACUUGGCUCAUGGUAAAGGUGUUUAUGUCGCUGAGCAAGGGCUGGUCAGGUAUGAAGGAGAAUGGCUUCAAAAUAACAUGGAAGGUCAUGGGGUUGUUGAAGUGGAAAUUCCCAACAUAGAACCUGUGCCUGGUUCCAAGCUUGAAGCAAAGAUGCGAGCUGAUGGGCAAAUAAUCUCAAGAGACUUUAUGUCCCCUGAAGAUAGAGAAUGGCUAGAGAUGGAUAUCGAAGAUAGUCUGCUCUUAGCCAAUGGAAAUUAUGAAAUUCCUUUUUAUGAGAAGGAAGAAUGGAUUAGACAGUUUGGAAAGAAACCGGAGAAAGGCCGAUAUCGAUAUGCCGGUCAAUGGAAGCAUGGGAGAAUGCAUGGAUGUGGUGUCUAUGAGGUCAACGAGCGUACAACAUAUGGACGUUUCUAUUUUGGAGAGCUAUUGGAGCAUCCAUAUGGUUGCAAUGCAGAUAUUUCCGCGAUGCAUGCAGGCAUAGCAGAGGUAGCUGCAGCUAAGGCUCGAAUGUUUGUCAAUAAACCUGAUGGAAUGGUCAGAGAAGAGAGGGGUCCAUAUUCCGAUCCUCAACAUCCCUACUUCUACGAGGAAGAUGAAGUAUGGAUGGCACCAGGCUUUAUCAAUCAAUUUUAUGAAGUUCCGGAUUAUUGGAAAAUGUAUGUCCAUGAGGUGGAUCAAGAGAGAGAGAUGUGGCUGAACUCAUUCUAUAGAGCUCCAUUACGGCUACCUAUGCCUGCCGAGCUUGAAUACUGGUGGUCUAAAGAUGAAAAACCAGAAUUUAUUCUCAUUAAUAAAGAACCAGAACCUGAUCCUGAAGAUCCAUCAAAACUCAAAUACACGGAGGAUCCCCUCAUCGUACACACUCCAACAGGAAGAAUUAUCAACUAUGUGGAUGAUGAAGAACAUGGUAUCCGCUUAUUUUGGCAACCUCCUCUAAAGGAAGGGGAAGAUAUCGACCCAGACAAGGCUGAGUUCCUACCCCUUGGGUUUGAUGAGUUCUAUGGACGAGAAGCAAGUGUCAAGAAAGGCAACUGGUGGGAGUCUCUUGUAACAUCUGUAGAAAAUGCCUGUAGACCAAUGUUGGACAAAUUGGAGAAAUGGACUGAAGAAAAGAAGAAAGACAGUGAGACAAAGAUGGAGCUAUUGAAGAAGGAACUUGAAUUGGUGGAAGCUGAAUUGUCUCUGAAGGAGGCCAUGGAAGACUUGGAUGAGGAAUUGAAGAGAAUGCAGAAAGAAGCUGAAAAGAAAGUGGAACAUGGGCUUGAUGAGGAUGAUAUUGUAUCUGAAGAAGUAAGCCCAUUAGAGAAAACUUACCCUGAAGCUGAAGAGGAUGAGGAUGAAGAUGAGGAAGAGGAAGAAGAUGAUGCCCCUUCAAGUUUUGGAUCAAUUGAAGAUCAAAAAUCGGUAAACAAUGAUCAGACGGGAAAUAAAUCUGGAAAGUCGACAUUUGCAGCAUCCUCCUUAGCAUUUGCUACUUCUGGGCUUCUCUCAACGGUUCCAUGGAAGUUACAGCAGUCAUAUUUAAGGUGGAAGGAGGGGAAACUUCAACAGCAGGCAGCUUCGUCGACUAUUCCAUCAUUCCAGUCUCAUCAGCUGCCUCCUGAGAGAUCGAGUCCAAGUUCCAUCAGCUUUCCACUUGCGACUGGCAGAAGUUGGAGAAUGAGAUUUGCACUGCAAAUAAAUCAUCAAUGUGAACCGAUUACCAAGAUGCACUUCAGAAAUCACUCGAAAAGGAAAGCUUCCAUAGAGAAAGGAAGAGAUCUAGAGCACAACUUAAACAUAUUAUCCUUGCAUACCCCAGUUCUUAUGUAGUAUCCAAGUGUCCAAUCUCUUGACAGGAUCAAUUUUGUAGUUCCUGCGGUCAAUUGUUUUUCCUUUUGAGCUAGCAUUUCAAUAUACACAAUGUUUCACUUCAAUUGAGUGAAUGUGCUAUGGUUUUGCCUGACUGACAUUAAGGUCAGCAAAUAAUCUAAUGUGAAAUUGUUCUGAA
This is a messenger RNA of Olea europaea var. sylvestris, 2710 nucleotides long. Its product is annotated as protein TIC 100. Bases 82 to 2532 code for a protein of 816 amino acids. NCBI's taxonomy places the organism in Eukaryota, Viridiplantae, Streptophyta, Magnoliopsida, Lamiales, Oleaceae. Gene Ontology annotation, cellular component: cytosol. The record is from RefSeq and is a predicted model, not a curated record. The transcript is spliced from 11 exons.